AUGUCCACCAUCUCCCGCAAUACCUUCCGACUCGCCCACCGUCCAUCGCCCUCAUUCUACAAGCCUCGAAGGCAAGCUUUCUCCUCGACCGCCCGCCAGCAACGUAAGUCCUCCUUUCGCUCGCGGCUACGGGAGGCAUUGCAAGCAACUCCAGUUGUAUGGAAGCCUAUUCCCAUCGGUCUGGGCAUUGCGUUUCUCGGCGCUAUCCAAUUCUACCGCAUAAAUGAGCGAGAGCGGCGACGCGAAGAGGAGGAAUGGAGACUACGGCAAAGCAACGGCGAAAGUGACGAAGACUCCAUAGGCAGCCCGAAACGUCGUCAGCGUAUUCGACCCAGUGGACCAUGGACCGUCCAAAUAAUGAGCACGAUUCCGCUCAAGGCUUUGAGCCGCUGGUGGGGUUGGUUCAAUAGCAUCGACAUACCAUACUACUUUCGGGUUCCAGGGUUCAAGCUAUAUGGAUACGUCUUUGGAGUCAACUUUGACGAGAUAGAAGAGAAGGACCUACACAAAUUCCGCAAUCUGGCAGAAUUCUUCUAUCGGACGAUUAAGCCGGACGUACGGCCGCUGGAUCCACAUCCAAACGCUCUGCUAAGUCCUGCAGAUGGAAAGGUCGUACAAUUCGGUGUGAUUGAGCGAGGAGAGGUUGAGCAGGUGAAGGGCGUCACUUACAGCGUGGAUGCUUUACUCGGCUCUGAUUCGAACGCAACGUCGGCCAAGAGCAAUACAGUGGGAGACAAGGAUGCGCCUAAGCCAUCGGGCAAGAGAACAAGAGAUGGCGAUCAGGAGACGAUACGUGACGAUGAGGAGUUUGCGCGAGUUAACGGCAUUUCGUAUACCCUCCCUAACUUACUGUCCGGAGGAGGAAGCGGUACCAGCAGUGCAUCUGUACCGACUCUAGAUCAGUCGACCAAGUCCUCGAAGAGUUCAGAAGCGGAGGUCUCCAAGGAUCUCGCCGCAUCACAACGACCUUGGUACUAUCCCGCAAAGGAAGAGACACCGACUGCGCUGUACUAUUGCGUCGUCUACCUGGCACCUGGAGACUACCAUCGCUUCCACUCGCCCGUGUCAUGGGUCGUGGAGAGCAGACGUCAUUUUGCCGGAGAGCUGUACAGUGUUUCACCAUAUCUUGUUCGCACGCUACCCGGGCUUUUCACCUUGAACGAGCGCGUUGUACUCUUGGGACGGUGGAAGUACGGCUUCUUCAGCUAUACCCCUGUCGGAGCAACGAACGUUGGUAGCAUCAUCAUAAACUUUGACAAAGAACUGCGAACGAACAGUCUGCUCACAGACACGCUCGCGGACAAGGCGGCAGAAGAGGCGGCGGAGAAGGGUGAGCCAUAUUCUGGGUAUGCAGAAGCUACGUAUACUUCCGCAUCCUCCGUGCUUGGUGGUCAUCCGCUGAAGAAGGGUGAAGAGAUGGGAGGGUUUCAACUGGGUAGCACGAUUGUGAUGGUCUUUGAGGCGCCAAAGGGAAGGAGGCCGACUUUCGACGAAGGCUUCCAAGAUGCGUCGACGAGGAAAGGUGGAUGGCAGUGGAAUAUUGAGAAGGGCAUGAAGGUCAAGGUCGGGCAGAAGUUGGGAUUCGCAGAUGUGGAUGAGGAGUGA
Molecule: messenger RNA, 1605 nt
Organism: Zymoseptoria tritici IPO323
Lineage: Eukaryota; Fungi; Ascomycota; Dothideomycetes; Mycosphaerellales; Mycosphaerellaceae
Exons: 2
Coding region: 1-1605 (534 amino acids)
Biological process (GO): phosphatidylethanolamine biosynthetic process
Cellular component (GO): mitochondrion
Molecular function (GO): phosphatidylserine decarboxylase activity
Source: RefSeq, a predicted model, not a curated record